AUGGAGAAGUCUAAAAGUUUCCGUAUCGAUGCGCUGCUCGCGCCGCGCGGCGGAACUGACCCGCCGUCCCCGCCGCCGCCCGUUCGCGCGCACCCAUCCGCCUUCCUGGACGCGCCGCCUCCGGCGCUGGCGGGCCUGGCCGGGGUGCGCGUGCACGGCGGCGGGGCGGGUGGGAGCGUCUUCGGGCACGCCGGCUUCGGUUACCCCGCGCUGGGGCAGAUGGGUCAGAUGGGGGCGGUGGGGCAGCACGCGGCGCUAUCCUACCCGCACGCGUACCCCGCGGAGGCGCUGAAGCUGAGCGCGAGCUCCCUGCAGCUGGAGCAGUGGCUGCGCAUCAACAGCGCGAGCAUCAAACUGGCGGAGCUGCACUCUCAGCCUCAGUCUAAUCUGUUGGGAAAAUGUCGGCGGCCUCGAACAGCCUUCACCAGUCAGCAGCUGCUGGAGCUCGAGCAUCAGUUUAAACUCAACAAGUACCUGUCUCGCCCCAAACGCUUCGAGGUGGCCACAGCGCUCAUGCUUACUGAGACACAGGUAAAAAUCUGGUUCCAGAACAGACGCAUGAAGUGGAAGCGCAGUAAGAAAGCUAAAGAGCAGGCCGCGCAGGAGGAGAAGCAGAAGGGCUCUAAAACAGCAGAUGAGAGCAGCAGCGGAGGAGCAGGAGGAGCAGCAGGAGGGGCGGAGAGGGAGUUUCAGAAAGCGGAGGCAACGAAAAGUAACAGAAUCCGGGACUUUAGAGACAGUGAGGCGGAGGAGGGAGACUCGUACCUGUACAACUCCUCUGAGUGCUCCUCGGAGGACGAGCGCCCGCACACUGACAGCAGCCCCCAGCACUGAGACACAAACCCACCCCGAACUGCAUGACCUGCCCCUCAGUCAGCCCUCUGUCCCCCACUGACCCUCACUCAGGCUCAGAGAGAAAGAGAGAGACGGUCAGUCAGCCCUCUGUCCCCCACUGACCCUCACUCAGACUCAGAGAGAGAGAGAAAGGGUCAGUCAGCCCACUGUCCCCCACUGACCCUCACUCAGACUCAGAGAGAGAGAGAGAGACAGUCAGUCAGCUCUCUCUCCCCCACUGACCCUCACUCAGGCUCAGAGAGAAAGAGAGAGACGGUCAGUCAGCCCUCUGUCCCCCACUGACCCUCACUCAGACUCAGAGAGAGAGAGAGAGAAAGGGUCAGUCUGCCCGCUGUCCCCCACUGACCCUCACUCAGACUCAGCGAGAGAGAGAAAGGGUCAGCCAGCCCACUGUCCCCCACUGACCCUCACUCAGACUCAGAGAGAAAGAGAUGGUCAGUCAGCCCUCUG
Messenger RNA from Colossoma macropomum (tambaqui), 1305 nucleotides. It is a transcript of the gene mnx1, whose product is annotated as motor neuron and pancreas homeobox 1. The transcript is spliced from 3 exons. Gene Ontology annotation, cellular component: nucleus. Gene Ontology annotation, biological process: central nervous system development; endocrine pancreas development; regulation of DNA-templated transcription. The coding region runs from base 1 to 834 and encodes 277 amino acids. Gene Ontology annotation, molecular function: DNA-binding transcription factor activity, RNA polymerase II-specific; sequence-specific double-stranded DNA binding. Lineage: Eukaryota; Metazoa; Chordata; Actinopteri; Characiformes; Serrasalmidae. The record is from RefSeq and is a predicted model, not a curated record.